AUGCUUACCCUAGUCGGUUUUAUCAUUUGUGGUGUCAUUAUUGACUGUGGUGGUGUUUCAGCAUUUGCGUUUAGUGGUACUGAGAUCGUGGCAUUGGCUGCAGCUGAGUCUAGCGAGCCGCGCAAGCAGCUUCCCCGUGCUUGUAAACUCGUUGUUUACCGAGUGCUUAUUUUCUACACGCUCUCCUUAUUCAUCGUGACAUUGCUUGUUCCUUAUGAUAACCCAUCUCUUCAUGGCGAUAACUCUUAUGACCCGAAAACAUCACCUUUCGUCAUUGCAGUCCAAAGUGCUGGCAUUCAUGUUCUUCCUCAUAUCAUAAAUGCUAUCAUUGCAAUUUCAGCUAUCUCUGUCUCAAACUCUUCGGUUUAUGCCAGCAGCCGUAUGAUCCAUGCGCUUGCAGAGCAAGGAAAGGCUCCCAGCAUCUUUAAGUAUGUUGAUCGUACCGGUCGUCCACUUAUGGCCGUCUUGUUCGCUUUGCUCUUUGGCCUACUGGGCUUCCUUAUUUAUGUUAAAAAUGAGGGUGAAGUUUUCAGCUGGCUUUUGAGUAUUUCAGGUCUUUCCGUCGUGUUCACUUGGGCCGCAACUUGUCUUGGUCAUAUUCGCUUCCGCGCAGCUUGGGCUAAGCAAGGACGCCGUGUUGAAGAGCUUCCAUGGACUUCACCCCUGGGUGUAUAUGGCAGCUACAUUGGCUUUAUUUUCAACGUUAUGGUUAUUGUCGCGCAGUUUUACGUGUCGGCCUUCCCUAUUGGUGAGGGAGACAUGACCUCUAAUGACCGAGUUUACAAUUUCUUCCUCGGUAUGCUUUCUUUACCCAUUUUCAUGUGCUUGCUAUUUGGUUACAAGAUCAUUAAGCGCACUAAAAUUGUUCGUCUGGAAGACGUCGACUUGGUAUCUGGCAUGCGGUAUCUUGAGCCUUUAGAGGUUCUGGAACAACAGCGUGCUGAGUCUCGUGCCUUACCUUUUCACAAAAAACUUCUGGCGUUCUUCUUUUAA
This is a messenger RNA of Malassezia sympodialis ATCC 42132, 993 nucleotides long. RefSeq lists its product as uncharacterized. Lineage: Eukaryota; Fungi; Basidiomycota; Malasseziomycetes; Malasseziales; Malasseziaceae. The transcript has 2 exons. Bases 1 to 993 code for a protein of 330 amino acids. The record is from RefSeq and is a predicted model, not a curated record.